AUGGCUUCCAAAGAAACGUCAAACGUUAGUGAAGAAGAAAAAUCAGAAAAAAACACAAAUUACAACCCAAAAUUAGACUUUUUUAGCGAACAAUUCGACCCAUUGUUGGCUUUACGAACACCCAACGUAGCUAUACCGAUUCCUGAGGCAAAAACGUAUGACAAUAUUCACAUUUUUAAGUCAGUGCUCGAGGGUAAACCUCAAGCACCGGCUAAAAGCAAAAAAACUGAAGUGCCCCAAACGGCCCCCAUUGAAAGAAGGUGGCUACCACAUCAGUUACCCAUACAGACCAAACGAAAAACUUUUCACAAAAAUAUAUUUACGAAAAUGGAAAGUGCCGUCGGACCUUUGCAAUUCCUCAAGACGUGUAAGGACAAACGGCAUAGAAUCAAGAUCUGGACGCGACAUAGUCAUGACAUUCGAGGAUACUGUCUUGCGUAUGUCGUGGCGUUUGACAAGCAUUGGAAUCUGGCAUUAGAAGAUGUUGAUGAAGUGUGGACAAGGCCGAAGAAACGGAAAAUACCAGCUUUGGAUAGUGCAAGUAAGCGAGGAUUUCGGCCGAAGGUCUUACCACCGCCGAUUACUGUAAUACAGACAACAAAAAAAACUGAGACUUGCUCAAGGCAUGUCAGUCAGCUUUUGCUCCGAGGUGAACACAUUGCCUAUAUAGUUGUAAUUCCAGAUGUAAAGAAAGAAUAAUUAGAGAAUUAAAUAACAAGUCUAAGAUAUUGACUACACCUUUCCGCAUCCUUUAAAAGUCACACACUUAUUAUACAGGACCUUGAAAUCUCGGACUGAAAUUUAGAUGUGACUGGAUGAAAUUUAAAUCAAGCUGGGCAUUUAGAUGGGAAAAAGAACCAGUUCGAUGUUGACCCGAAAAUAAAAAUAAAUAAUAUUUAAAUAAAAAAAUAACUGACCCAUACAAGUUUGGUUCUAUUUUAAAUAAAGCGAAACGUAAAAAUACUCAUCAGAGGAUAAAGAG
Messenger RNA from Tribolium madens (black flour beetle), 982 nucleotides. It is a transcript of the gene Lsm11, whose product is annotated as U7 snRNA-associated Sm-like protein LSm11. The record is from RefSeq and is a predicted model, not a curated record. Lineage: Eukaryota; Metazoa; Arthropoda; Insecta; Coleoptera; Tenebrionidae. The transcript has 5 exons. Gene Ontology annotation, molecular function: U7 snRNA binding. Gene Ontology annotation, biological process: mRNA 3'-end processing by stem-loop binding and cleavage. Gene Ontology annotation, cellular component: U7 snRNP. The coding region runs from base 1 to 699 and encodes 232 amino acids.